UAAAUUUAAAAAUCAUUUCAUGACAGUUGACAUUUAAUUUCAUUCUACAUGAGUACGGCCGUAAGUGGAUCAAGAGAGGUUGCCUCUCACAACAUCCUUGUGACUGGCGGUGCAGGGUUUAUCGGUUCACAUGUUGUUAUCCAUCUGGUAAAGUCAUUUCCAUCCUGGAACAUUUAUGCAUUUGAUAAGCUCGACUACUGUGCAUCGUUAAAGAGUCUGCAAGAGGUAGUCGACUAUCCAAACUAUAGUUUUAUCAAGGGAGAUGUGUGUUCGGCAGAAUUUAUCAACUAUCUGCUUUCCGAAAAAAAGAUUGAUGUCAUCUUGCACUUGGCAGCCCAAUCCCAUGUCGACAAUUCAUUCGGCGACUCGCUUGAAUUUACUAGAAAUAAUGUAUAUGGUACUCAUGUUCUACUGGAGGCUGCUCGUGCACACAAGAUUCGUCGUUUUGUGCAUGUUAGCACUGACGAAGUAUAUGGCGAAGUCGAUCACCAAGAGGCAUGUAAAAAUCCGGAUAUGAAUGAAACUUCAAUAUUGGCACCAUCAAAUCCAUAUGCAGCUACUAAAGCUGCUGCCGAAUGUCUAGUCAUGGCUUACUACAAGUCAUUUAAACUGCCCAUCAUCAUCACUAGAAGCAAUAAUAUUUUUGGACCAUUCCAAUAUCCAGAAAAGAUUAUUCCAAAGUUCAUCUGCUCUAUAUUAAAAAACCUUCCAUGUUAUAUUCACGGGGAUGGAUCAAAUUCACGGAGAUAUCUGUUUGCUGGCGAUUUGACUCGUGCACUGACGAUAAUACUGUUGCACGGAAAGUUUGGCGAAACAUAUAAUAUUGGAUCUGACUGCGAAAUUACAAAUCUUGAACUAACCAGGUCGCUUCUGAGACACUUUAAUAUCGCUGAUGAAAAAAAUAGCAUCCGAUUUGUUGAAGAUAGAGCGUUCAAUGACAAGCGAUAUGCCAUUGAUUCUUCAAAAAUACACUCUUUGGGUUGGAGACCAACAACAACAUUUGAAGAAGGCAUACGCAUUACUAUCGAGUGGUAUCGAGCUCAUGCAGAUAAUUGGUGGGGGGAUAAUAUUUCUAGCGCACUUGUGCCUCAUCCAGGACGUAAGUUUCCGCCACUUCAAUUUUUAACCGAGUCGUUUAAAGCAGACGAGAUGGAUGGGAUGUAAUGAUGGCUUGAAUACGUAAACGUACAUGAGAUUUAAAUUACCAUUUAUUGGAAAUAUAUUAAAGACUAGCAAUAGUUG
Messenger RNA from Batrachochytrium dendrobatidis JAM81, 1242 nucleotides. RefSeq lists its product as uncharacterized. NCBI's taxonomy places the organism in Eukaryota, Fungi, Chytridiomycota, Chytridiomycetes, Rhizophydiales. The record is from RefSeq and is a predicted model, not a curated record. The coding region runs from base 49 to 1164 and encodes 371 amino acids. Gene Ontology annotation, molecular function: dTDP-glucose 4,6-dehydratase activity. The transcript has 7 exons. Gene Ontology annotation, biological process: nucleotide-sugar metabolic process.